Molecule: messenger RNA, 3449 nt
Organism: Acanthaster planci (crown-of-thorns starfish)
Lineage: Eukaryota; Metazoa; Echinodermata; Asteroidea; Valvatida; Acanthasteridae
Product: nuclear valosin-containing protein-like
Biological process (GO): ribosome biogenesis
Cellular component (GO): nucleus
Molecular function (GO): preribosome binding; RNA binding; ATP hydrolysis activity
Source: RefSeq, a predicted model, not a curated record
UUGUUGCAUUUCAACAUGUGUGCACGUGGAUUCACUGGGACUAUUCUGUUUCCAUGACCAGUUAUAAAUAUGUCGACCGAAAAUCCUGGGAAACGACAUUUGCCAUUUUAUACUGGAGAUAGGCAGUUGGCUCGACGUGUACAAGAGCAUUUGGACAGCUUCCCUUUAGGGUGCUAUGUAGAUCCUGUGCUGAUUGCUGAUGAUCUUCAACAGACGUACAGGGAGUAUGGGAGAAGGAAAAGACUUGCUUUCAGGAAGACAGUGCAGAGAGUUUGUGACUGGGUUGCAAAGCAAAAGUCCAAGCAGUCAGGUCUAGACGUCAUGGAACAAAGACAUCUUUCAAAGAGGAGGAAACAGGACAAAUGCAAUGGAGAAGGCAGUUUGAGCAGACAGGACAGGGAAGCAUUGAAUGAUGGUAGCUCAGACAGUUUCUCUGACGACAGUGAGGAUUAUGUGGAAUCUAAGGAUACAAAUAUGGUGAACGCAGCCCUCAGCAAACUGUACAGCAAGGGCACACCGUCAGCCUCAAGUUCACCCAGCCCUGGCCUGAAGCCACAGACAAGUAAUCUUGCAGGAACCCCAGACACAACACCUGGCAGACCGCCGGGCAGACAGGGCAAGGCAGACUCAGAUGGAGAUAGUAUGGAACUGGGAAACUUGUCAAUGGAUCAUCUAGAUGACGGAGAGGAUGUUGACGAUGCUCCAUCAAGACGUGGAAGAGAGAUGCUGCUGCCAAGGACCUUGGCUACAGAGGCCACUCCUAUUCCUUCAGGGAGUUCCACUCCACAGACUGGCAUGAAGAGACUUAAGGACAAGAAGAGGAAGUCCAGCAAUCAGACGAUGAUGGAGGAGGAGUCGACAGCCAAGAAAGGGAGGAUGGGGCAGGAGAGGGGGCGCAAAGCCAAGAAGAUUGUGGAACCCCAACAGUCAACAGUAACUUUCAGUGACGUUGGAGGAAAUGAUGAAACUUUACAUGAGCUGUGCAAGUUGCUGAUCCACAUGCGCCAUCCUGAGGUGUACCAGCAGCUAGGGGUGACCCCACCCAGGGGAGUGCUUCUCCAUGGACCCCCAGGAUGUGGCAAGACCUUACUGGCCCAUGCCAUUGCAGGGGAGCUUCAGCUUCCAUUUCUGAAGAUAGCAGCAACUGAGAUAGUGUCAGGUGUGUCCGGAGAGUCGGAGGGUAACAUCAGGGACCUCUUUGAAGAAGCCAUGGGUCUAGCUCCUUGUAUCCUGUUCCUGGAUGAGAUUGAUGCAAUUACUCCUAAGAGGGAGACAGCCCAGAGAGAGAUGGAGAGGAGAAUAGUGGCUCAGCUUCUCUCCUGCAUGGAUGAACUGAGCACGAGUCCUCUGCAUGUGCUGGUAAUCGGCGCUACCAACCGAGCCGAUUCCCUGGAUCCAGCGCUAAGAAGAGCUGGAAGGUUUGAUCGAGAGAUCUGUCUGGGCAUACCUGGUGUCAAGGAAAGAGAGAGGAUACUGCAAGUUCUGUGCAGAAACUUACGUCUGUCUCAAGACUUCAGCUUUGCCAGUCUGUCAUCGCUCACACCAGGCUAUGUAGGAGCUGACUUGAUGUCACUCUGUAGAGAGGCAGCCAUGUGUGCUGUUAACAGGAUAUUCCACGACCUCCAAGUGCCAUCUGAAAAUGUUCAACCAUCACCUAUCUCAGACAGCACAUCAUCACGUCUAUGCAUUGAGGCAGACAAUGGUGGAGAAAACAGAGCUAGUCAAAGUGCACAAACUGGAAAGCAGACGAGUCCAGGAACUAUACAGGAUGUGAAGGAGGCUGAGCAAGCAGACCCGAAACCAUCAUAUCAUUUAGCCCUUAGUUGGUUAAAAGAUCAUUCACCACUCACAGAAGAACAGUUAGAUGAAUUGUACAUUGAGAUGAAAGACUUCGAGGAAGCACUACCACACGUGCAACCUUCUGCCAAGCGUGAAGGUUUUGCUACAAUUCCAGAUGUGACAUGGGACGACGUCGGUGCACUACACUCAAUCAGGGAGGAGCUCUCCAUGGCAAUUCUGGCUCCUGUGAGAAACCCUGAUGCUUUCAAGAUGCUGGGUCUGACAUCACCACCUGGUAUCCUGUUAGCUGGUCCCCCAGGAUGUGGCAAGACUCUGCUGGCAAAGGCCAUAGCUAAUGAAUCAGGCAUUAAUUUCAUAUCAGUUAAAGGCCCUGAGCUCAUGAAUAUGUAUGUUGGAGAGAGUGAGCGUGCUGUGAGACAGUGCUUCCAUCGUGCAAGAAACUCAGCUCCAUGUGUCAUCUUCUUUGAUGAACUGGAUGCCCUCUGCCCCAAGAGGUCAGAUUCUGCAGAGUCUGGCUCCAGUGCCCGUGUUGUCAAUCAGCUCUUGACUGAGAUGGAUGGCCUUGAAGCAAGGAAGCAAGUCUUCAUAGUUGGAGCUACCAACAGGCCAGAUAUCAUUGAUCCAGCUGUACUGAGACCUGGACGUUUGGACAAGACCUUGUAUGUGGGAAUCCCCAGUCCUGAAGAUAGAGUAGCCAUACUGAAGACUGUCACCAAGAAUGGUACAAGACCUCCAUUAGCUGAUGAUGUCAUCUUAGAGAACAUUGGACAUGAUGACAGGUGUGAUGGCUUCAGUGGAGCUGACCUGGCUGCCUUGGUGAGAGAAGCCUCCAUGGCUGCUCUAAGGGUAGUCCUGUGGAGUGUACCAACAGGCACUAACCCAAGGGGUGGUGGAACAGAGAGGGGCACUGGAGUUUCCCAAGUAGCUGUGACUGCAGCUGAUUUUGAGUCUGCUUUUGCUAAAGUGAAGGCGUCUGUGUCUAAAAAGGAUCGAGAGCGAUACAGAAAACUGCGCUUGAAUGCACUGGACUUGUCUGACGAACACAAAGCAGCAGCGCCUACAUGUACAUGAGAUGACUUCUGACUAUUUUGUCCAAAAGAAAACAUCUUAUCUUGUGAACUUGAGAUUUUGGCUUGAAACUUCGGUUUUUCCAACACAUAUUUCAGUUACAAUAACACGACAUGGCUCAUUGCAUUGUAUGCCGAGGUUCAGAAUCUAAAUCGAAUGGUUAGAUUCAAGAAAUAGAGAAUUUCAGCCUUGGCCUUGCUGAAUAAAAGUAACAAGUCAUCAUGGCAAACAGUAAGUAUAACUCUAGAUAAAGGCACAUCUCUCACACAGUGGGUUAUGAGUGAAUGAAUGAAAAGGGACUACACGUGUAUAUAUUUCCAUAUGGCAUUGACAGUUUUGGGCAAAGGGCAGAUUUAAAUCCUAUUUCUACAGACAUUUAUGCAACCCUAAAUUAUUCCUUGAAAAUCUAAGAUUAUUUCCUUGUGUAUAGUUGGGAAUGUGACAAAACUGACAAAGGGUCACCACAGAAGCUGUCCUUUUAUGUUGGAUAUUUAUUUUACCAUUUUAAAAUUACCAUCAAUCCAUGAGCUGUAAAACCUGUACAUUACAUCAAGCAAUGUAAUAAAUAGAAUUUGACCUAA